Procambarus clarkii (red swamp crayfish) is the source of this 1605-nucleotide messenger RNA. The record is from RefSeq and is a predicted model, not a curated record. Lineage: Eukaryota; Metazoa; Arthropoda; Malacostraca; Decapoda; Cambaridae.
AUGAUCAAACAUGGAUCACUAGAUUGUUUCAAGCGAAGCAGAGAUACACAUAAACAGAGCAAUAUAAGCAGUAUAUGGGACGCGGGUAAACAUAAGAUCAUCGUUUGGAAACCUAAAUCAGGACAUCUUCAUGGUAAUAAACAACCCAUUUGGUAUACCAAUACUGGAAUAUGUAACACCAGCAUGGAAUCCACACUUUGUGAAGCAUUAAAUCAAAAUAAAAAACAUUCCAUUAAGGUGCUCACCAUUAAGGUGCUCACCAUUAAGGUGCUCACCAUUAAGGUGGUCACCAUUAAGGUGGUCACCAUUAAGGUGGUCACAAUUAAGGUGCUCACCAUUAAGGUGCUCACCAUUAAGAUGCUCACCAUUAAGGUGAUGACGGUGGAAGCCGCCAAUACAAGUGAGGGUCAGCUCAAGCGGCAGGACCUCAUACCGUUCCCGCGAGUGGGCAAGAGAACACUGGAGCGAGAUGAGAGCGGUCUGCCCGGAGUGGAGGUCGACGACGCACUGGCCCCUUCACCUGUCCUCCUGCAGGACCUGCCGAACACCUUCCAACAAGCUCUGAUCAACAUUCUGGAGAGGCGUGAUGAAAAAUUCCGAAACUACAAGGAUUCGGAUGAUCUGUUGUCUACUGUGUUGAAACUCCCUCACCAGGAGAGCAACCAAGAGCUCCUUCAGCUCCCUCGGCAGGAGAGCAGUCAUGGGCUCCAUCAGUUACUUCUUCAGGAGAUCAGCCAAGGGCUCCGUCAGCACCCUCAUCAGAUCAGCCAAGAGUCCCGUCAGCUCCCUCGUCGUGAGAGCAGCGAGGGGCUCCAUCAGCUGCCACGCCGCGCCUUCACCCACACCACCAACGCUCACAGCGUGAAGCCUCACCAAAACACUGGAAUCCGCCAGCUAAGAUCACACACUCCCGCAGAGCUCUCCACCUUUAAUUAUUUACUACGUCGCCUCUUUCCACAACUAGAAAUACAAAAUCCGGCAGAGGUCGAGGCGUACCAACGAGACCAACUUUACCUGUAGAUAGACGAGGCAGUGACUAAAUACACCUUUGUUUUGGGUUAUAUGAGGCAGACUCGAUGCUAUACUGGCAACAGUUAAGCACAGAUCAGUAUUCACUAUGAUAAUGCAACAAGAUAAAUGGGAAGGCCGUUUUUAAUGUACUCACUACACGAGGAGGCGUUGUAUUCCAGAGUUAACAGCUACUCAACCUGAGCUAAUGGUGACGUCUCUUCCUCAGUACAUAGUUCUAACAAUAAUUUUGCUAAUAUAUAGCAACUGUUUGGAAUGAUAACAUUUACAGCACAACUUGCAACAGAUCGCAGAGUUGUCUUUCCAAAGAGUACUGUACUAGUCAGUAACAGAUGUAUACAGAUGUGUUGAUCACGGAUACAGUAUUGAUGUAAUUGCUGAUACAUGUUCAAUAAACUUUAAAAUGAAUGAUAAAUGCAGUGUAAAUGUUCUCAAGUCCAAAUCUGAAGAACUGAGCACACUGUGUGAUUAUCUCUUAUUGCAGGAAAGAUCACGCAUAUGAAGUUUGUAUGUUGUCCACUAUUUAGUUUGUAAAUCAAGCCAAUGUUUUUAAAUUAAAGACAAUUUUAAACAAAA